GGCGCGGCCUGAGGAAAUUUCCUCUUAGACGCCCUCUGCGGCAGGCUCCCGUCUGUGCUCCAGCCUUCUUCAUUUUCCUAGUCCCUGCAGGAUUUCACUGGAAUAUUUAUUAUUUGGAGAAAAUAUCAUGGAAGUUCUGCGCCCGCAGCUUGUAAAAAUUGAUGGGCGAAUUUACAGGAAGAAUCCUAUCCAAGAACAGACUUACCAACAUGAAGAAGAAGAGGAGGACUUCUAUCAAGGCUUCAUGGAAUGUGCAGAAGAGCCCUGUGAUGCCUAUGAGGUGGUGCAGACCCAGCAAGGUUUCCGGUGUACGGUGAAGGCCCCCAGCCUGCUCUACAAGCAUAUAGUUGGAAAGAGAGGGGACACUAGGAAGAAACUAGAAAUGGAGACCAAAACUUCGAUUAGCAUUCCUAAGCCAGGACAAGAAGGAGAAAUUGUGAUCACUGGCCAGCAUCGAAGUGGUGUAAUUUCAGCCCGAACUCGAAUUGAUGUUCUAUUGCUCACUUUUAGAAGAAAGCAGCCCUCCACUCACUUCCUUUCCUUUUUUCUCAAUGAAGCUGAAGUUCAGGAGCGAUUCCUUAAGUUCCAGGAGGAAGUGCUGGAGAAGUGCUCCAAGGAUCCUGGUGUUGACAGCACCAUUUUCCAGAAUCCCAAAAAGCUUCACCUAACUAUUGGGAUGUUGGUACUUUUGAGUGAACAAGAGAUCCAGGAAACAUGUGAAAUGCUGCAGCAAUGUAAAGAGGAGUUCAUUGAUGAUAUUGCUGGGGGCAAACCCCUGGAAGUAGAGAUGGCAGGGAUAGAGUACAUGAAUGAUGAUCCUGCUAUGGUGGAUGUUCUCUAUGCCAAAGUUCAUAUGAAAGAUGGUUCCAACAGACUGCAGGAAUUAGUUGAUCGGGUUCUGGAACGUUUUCAGGCUUCUGGAUUAAUGGUGAAAGAGUGGAAUAGUGUGAAACUCCAUGCUACAGUCAUGAAUACUCUACUCAGAAAAGACCCCAAUGCUGAAGGCAGAUACAAUCUCUAUACAGCAGAUGGCAAAUAUAUCUUCAAGGAAAGAGAAUCAUUUGAUGGCCGAAACAUAUUAAAGCAAUUUGAGAACUUCUACUUUGGUACCCUAAAGCUCAAUUCAAUUCACAUCUCUCAAAGGUUCACAGUAGACAGCUUUGGAAACUAUGCCUCCUGUGGACAUGUUGACUUCUCCUGAGGUGGAUCCUGAGAAGCCCUAGGAAUUGAACAUCCUCACACACUGCUGAGGAAAAGCAUCUUUGUUUUAACUGUCAAGAAGGGUUGUGGAGAUUUGGGUGAUGCCUUUUCUGGGAGGUUCCCUAUGGAUACUGUGACCUCUAAAGAUUAUCUACAGUCAUCAGACUCUCAACCAAGAUGGUUAUAGCAUGGAACUUGUACCUUGGCUUGCUCCUUUUUCACAGGGACUACCUUUCUUCUUGAAAUUCUUCUGUGGAAAUGUACUUCUAAGACCCAUUUGAACUCAGAUCUGUGUUAUUUCUCAUAUACAUACUGAUUUUGUCCUUGUCAUUAAAUUCUAAAUAUACUUUAAAGGAAAGUUAAAGACAUGGUUAUAUUAAAUCCUCUGCCUAGAUCAGAUAUCUAUAAUUAUCUUUUUCCCUUGUACCCUAACUUUUAAUCACUACCUGGAAUUUCUUCUUUAUUGUGGCAAAAACCACAUAAUAUAAAAUUUAUCAUCUUAACCAUUUUAAAGGGUACAGUUCAGUAGUGUUAAGUAUAUUCAUGUUGUUGUGAAACAUCUCCAGAAUUUUUUCCUCUUUCAGAUCUGAGACUUUAUACCCAGUAAACAACUCCCCAUUUCCUCCCUUCCCUGGCAACCUUUCUAUUUUCUUUCUAUCAAUUGGUUAUAAAUUUGAUAUUCUUUUACUACUUCUUAUAAGAGGAAUCAUACCAUAUUUGUCUUUUUGUACAGACUGCCUUUUCUACUUAGCAUAAUAUCCUUAAGAUUUAUCUAUGUUGUAGCAUGUGACAGAAAUUCCUUCCUUUUUAAGACUGAAUGAUACUCCAUUUAACGUAUGUGCCACAUUUUGUUUAGCCAUUUAUCUGUCAGUAGACACUUGGGUUCCUUUGACCUCUUGGAUUAUAUGACUAUUUCUCUAUAAAUAUGAGUGUACAAAUAACUCUUUGAGACCCUGCAUCAAUUUCUUUACUAUUCAGAAUUUUAUCUUUAGCAAAAUGACCUUUAGGGUAUUUACUUUGUCCUAUACUUUUGUCCUUUUUCUUCUGAAAUUGGUACCUUUGUAUGUUUGCUAGAUUUUGGUUCCUUCACCCUACCCUGACCCUCACCUGCCAACAUCCCAGAUGGAGGUGGAGAAUUGUAGUCCAUUGCUGUUUGAACAGUAGAAAUGGUGAUGAUAUCAGCAGGACUGUGCAGAGUUCCCUCAGAGAACACCAGCACCAGAAGGUACUCCUUCCCUGAGGUGGAGCAGCAAAGGGAGUGCUCCCAGCGCACCUUCAUUCCUACCUCAGACCUGGCACAUGCUCCUCUGGGGAGUUCUAGCCUUGCUAUGGCCUCUUGUCUCCCCUCCCUUACAACCUCCCUCCCUCAUGUCUUCUCUCUCUUUCCUUCAUUUCUUAUUCUUGAGUCCUAGUUUCUGUUUGAGAAGUCUGAUUUGAACACUGUUAAGGUGACUACCUUGUGAGAGUUAUGCUAUGUGAGAGAUAUUUCCGUAUCAAUUGUGACUGCACAAAUCAUUUGUGAAUAAACGAAUUUCUGAAGUAACUUUUUCUUUCAGCACCCAACAGUUUAAGAUUGACCCCUUCCUUAAUGUGUGCCAGCAUGCAGUGUUGCCAUCAUUUAUUCACUGGCAUAGCUCCAUCAAAUGUACUGGUGCCUGCAGGGUUGCUUUUUCCCAAAAAACUUUCUGCUAGUAACAUUCGUUUUUGAUUUAAGUUGAGAUUUUACCUCAUUCACUUCUGAUUGUUAGAUGGCACAUGGGCAUGAGUGCUCCUAGAGAUAUUACUGAGUAGUAGUCAGCUGUGAGUUCUGUGUCCUCAAGACAUCUUGGUGCUACUUCUCUCUUACUGAUUUCUUUCUGAAAACUGUCAUUGGGUAACCUUGACCAGGAAGAAAGACACAGUCUUUUGGGUAUCAGGGGUUAUGGCUUAUGUUUUUAGUAAAUUUUUACAAAGUGUCGGGCCUCCCUGGUGGUACAAGGGGUUAAGAUGCAACCUAUGAACUUGUUUGCAGCCACUGUAGCACGAGUUCGAUCCUCGGCCAGGGAGCUAUCCACAUGGCGCAGCAGACCUCUCCUGUCUCGCCCGCUGCUUCCCUCAGCUAGUCUGCCUCUUCUGUUCCUCACUCUGUCUCUGGUAAAUCCUCUUACAUAUCCCCACCUCUGGCCUGUACCCUAGUACUUACUUGUAUGCAUAAAUAAAUAAAUCUUAAAAAAAAUUGUUUUACAAAGUGUCAUUAAUGGAAAAUUUAACUUACAUAUCAACACUAAAUUCUUAAUAGAUUUGGAAAUUUUGUCAUUUAGAAGUUAGAGCUAACUAUGAAUUUCAGUAACUAUGCAUUUAUUUGUAGUGUUAAGUAAUUUUUCACGAUUUAGAUGCCUUUUUCACUCUCAUGACUGUUCAGUGGGUUUUUCCAGAGACUGCAUGACAUGGUGAAAUUACCAUUCUGAUGGUUAAUGGAGCUUGUGCUUCUGUAUUUUUAAGUGUGAUCUAGAAUUUUUUUAAGUUGGAAGGUAUUGGUAGAAUUGGAAAGCGUUUCAGUUUAUCUUCAAAAAAUUUUCUUUCCAGAAGUCUGUAGACAGUUUUUUUAGAUAGUGUAGCUCUAAAGAAAAUACAGUUUUAACUGCUGUUGUGGUAGUUGGAGUAGCAAGUAGUUUUGAUUUAGAACUUUUAUGAAAGAGCAACAUUUGGUAGAGAGUAAAUAGUUUUUGAUGGAACUAAAAGAAUUUUUAAAGAUUUAGGGUCCCUUCUUACCAAAUUGUAAUGGGGUAAAUAUUAGAGAAUUUGCUAUUGCAUUUAUAGUCGAAUCUCCCUUAAUAUUGCCACUUUGCUUUUGAGACACUUAUUCCUCAAUUCUUUUAAGAGGAGUAGAGGGGGUAAAAAUCUUGUUACAAGUGAUCUGUUGUUCUACAAGAACUUUGUUAUGAAGAAUAAUUUUUAGUUUCUGGAGUGAGCACAAUGAGUUAUCCUCAAAUGAACUUUAUACCUAUAAUAGAGACAAGAUAAAUGUUACUUAUAAUGGUUAUUUUUUAAGUUGCCCCAGAGUUUACUAAAUUGGACUUUCGUGGAAAUCCAGCUUCAUAAUGACACAAAUCUGGGUUCAGGUUUGCUCUUGCACUGUGCCCUUUCCUGGAACUAAAGGGAAUCUGAUAAGCACCAGAGGUGUGUUGAGUUGUAGAGCACCUCUCAGAAUCCACCUUGAGGUCUACAGGGAGCCUGAAUAUCAAGAACCAAGUGUGUCAUAGGUGAAAAACAGGACUAUUGUCCUUGUUUUUAUUUAAUUUUUAAAAAAGAUUUAUUUAUGCAUACAAGAACUGGGGUACAGGCCAGAGGUGUGGGGCUGAGAGGAUUCACUAGAGACAGAGUGGGGAGCAGAACAGGCAGAUUGACUGAAAUACACUGCUGAGUGGAGCAGUGGGUGAGUCAGGAGAAGUCUGCAGUACCAUGUGGGUAGCUCCCUGCCCGGGAUUGAACUAGUGCUGCAGUGACUGCAGAUAGUUUCACAGUGCUGAGACUUUAACUCCUGUGCCAUCAAGGAGGCCCUGUCCUUGUUUUUAUGAACAGCUUUUUGUUGUUAAUAUGUUCUUUUUAAAAAAAUUCACUUUAUGAAAUAUCAUCAAGCUAUAUAUACCUUAUGCCAUUUUCAGUGUGUUAUACUUCAAUUUAAAUAUUCAUUUAAGGGCUUCCCUGGUGGCUCAGUGGUUGAGCGCUGGGCUGUGAAGCUGCCCGCAGCCUCUGCAGCGCCAGUUCUAUCCCCGGCUUCCGGGCGAGGGUCCCACAUGGCGCACAGACCUCUCCUGCUGCCUGCUGCUCCCCUCAGCAGUGUACUUCAGUCCUUCUGCCUGUUCUGCUCCUCGCUCUGGCUCUGGUGAAUUCUCUCACCCUCCCACACUUCUAACUGUACCCAGUGCCUGUAUAAAUAAAUAAAUCUUUAAAAAAAGAAAAAAAAAUUCAUUUAAAAAAUAAAUUUUAUUAUCCAGAGAUGAUUAUUCCAUGUGCAUUUAAGCAUAUAUCAUUUAAGUAAUUUUUCACAAAUAACAACAGCUAAUACUAGUGGAAUGCUCAAAUUUGUUAUUUGUAUAUUCACUUAGACCCACUUAAAUUGCUAUUACCAUUAUUCUCAUUUUACAAAGUGAGGCUCACCCAAGUUAAAAAAAUUGCCUGAUGUCACAAAGCUUGUACCAGCAGUUAAUAAAAUGUGGUAUAGACCCCUGGAAAUCCCUGAGAACCUUUUAAAGUCCAUAAUAUUUUUAUAAAAACACUAAGGUAUUACUUGCCUUUUUCAACUCUCAUUUUAUCGUAAGUAUACAGUGGAGUUUCUAGAGGGGACAUGACAUGGUGACAUCAUCAUCUGAUGGUUAAUGGAAUAUCUCUAUAUUUUGUGCUUUCUAGAAUUGCAUAAGUUUAAGGUAGUUUUAGGAUGUGAAUACAUGAUCUUAGUGAGUAGUUCAGUUUGCUUCUAAUUCUUCUGUGCUCUUACUAGCUAUUUUCAAUUAUACCUGCUAAUUAUACUAGCUAUUUUCAAUUAUACCGGUCUAUACAGUUAUAGACUGUGCAUCCCAGGAACUCACAUGUUGAAGUUCUAACCCUCUAGUAUCUCAGAUUAGGUUGAAUUUAGAGAUAGGGGCUUUAAAGCGGUGAUUAUGCUAAAAUGAGGUAGAAGGUGUCCAAAUGGUAUCCAUAUAAAGAAGAGGGAAGCCUGUGUGACACAGUCGGGAGGCCUGCCAUCUACAAGCCAGGAAGAGAGACCUCAGGAGAAGCCAAACCUACCAACACCUGAAUUUUGGACUUCUAAUCUCCGGAACUUUGAGAAAAUAAUUUUUGUUCUUAAAACCACCCAUAUGUGAUAUUUUGUUAUGGCAGCCCUCACAAAUUAAACUAUUUGCUAUAUUUGCAAAGUGUAAAACAAUGGCACUAUUACUAAUGGGGGGGGUGAUUGUAACAUUUUUCUUUUAUAAUUUUCAAUAUGUAAUGGGUUCAUUGUUAUUUUAAAAUUUAAUUCUUAUAUUAAAAAUAUCUUAGUUUUUAGGUUUACAGCAAAAUUGAGAAGAAAGGCUAGUUUUAUUUUAAAGUAUAGUAAAUUUUCUAUCUGUCCCACACAGACAAAAGUUCUUUAAGGUCCUUAGCUUUUUAUUGGAAAGGACUCCUGAGGCCAGAACGUUUGAGAACUGCUGUAUUAUUAUGCAUCCUUCCAAAUGGGAUCAUGUUAUGUAGCUUCUGUGAUAAGCUUUUCUCGCUCAGCAAUAUGGGCUAAAUUAUAUUGGUUGUCAACAGAUACAGAUCUAUAUCAUUUUUAUGUCCACACAAUGGGCUGUUAUGUCUGUAUGUUGUAAUUUAACUUGGUGGUCCCUGACCACCAGACAUGGAGUUGAUUUCCAGGUUUGGCUAUUAUAUACUUGCUCUUAGCCAAAAGGCCUAGAAGUGAUCCAGGUUUGGCUAUUACAAACAAUUCUGAAUACACAUCCUUGUGCAUUUGUCUUUUUAUGUUUGUGAGGUCAUCUAGAAAUGAGAUUAAAAGUUUAAAGAUAUGGUUAAAUUUAAGAGUCUCUUUUGGAAAUUAAGUGUCCUUCAUUUUAUACUGCUAAAUAUUAAAUAUUAAGAAAUGCGUAAGACGUGUACCAUUUAACAAAUGUACACAGGAGUUUUUGAAAUGGUUGGACUGAAAAGGCUGAACUAAUAAUUCUCUUGAAAUUUGGAAAAACCCUUCUUUAUAAACUAUAGUUAUUGUCCAUUUUCUUGUAAGAAAAUUGCUACUGUUAUUGUCCAUUUUCUCUUACCCGUCAUCUGGAAAUUUGGAUUCUGCCUUCUAAAUUGCUUUGCAAUUGGCAUAACUAACAGUCUGGGCUGCUGUUGAUUUGCUUUGAGCAAAUCAGGGUUAAUAUCUACCCAGUUUGAGGGUGCUACAAAGGCCCAUUGGAAGAACUACCCAGGGAGUAUAGGAAACAUUUUCACUGUCACAUUUCUGGAAACAGCUAUUGCCUUAUUGAUCAAUACCUUUCCAGACUUUAUUGGGUAGCUUUGGUAAUUCUGGAAGGCCAGAGAGACUUUAUAAGAUAGUAAUGAAAUGAGGGAGAUUUGAUGUCUAGGAUCUACCUCCUUUGUGUCUUGGAGAUACGUGAUUAGCUUUGCUAAAAGACUAGGACUGAAAUGGUAUGAAAAGAUGGAUGGAAUGAUCUUCAAUGAUAGCUUAAAAUGAUGUGAAAAAACUUUUUU
Talpa occidentalis (Iberian mole) is the source of this 7410-nucleotide messenger RNA. RefSeq names its product activating signal cointegrator 1 complex subunit 1 (gene ASCC1). Gene Ontology annotation, biological process: regulation of DNA-templated transcription; DNA alkylation repair. The coding region runs from base 128 to 1201 and encodes 357 amino acids. Gene Ontology annotation, cellular component: nucleus. The transcript is spliced from 10 exons. Gene Ontology annotation, molecular function: RNA binding. NCBI's taxonomy places the organism in Eukaryota, Metazoa, Chordata, Mammalia, Eulipotyphla, Talpidae. The record is from RefSeq and is a predicted model, not a curated record.